Molecule: messenger RNA, 1026 nt
Organism: Uranotaenia lowii
Lineage: Eukaryota; Metazoa; Arthropoda; Insecta; Diptera; Culicidae
Gene: Surf6
Product: surfeit locus protein 6 homolog
Exons: 3
Coding region: 136-996 (286 amino acids)
Biological process (GO): ribosomal large subunit biogenesis; ribosomal small subunit biogenesis
Cellular component (GO): nucleolus
Molecular function (GO): RNA binding; DNA binding
Source: RefSeq, a predicted model, not a curated record
UUUGGCGUGAGCACCGCAUGGAAAAAUGUUCGUGUAAAUAAAUAUAUUUACCUACCAGCGGGAAAAUAGACAAGGUGCAAAGUUUUACAAAUUCCUAGUGGUUUUUGAACGCGAAUCAUACUUUUGAUUAUCAGAAUGAAGAAAGCGGUGAGCCACAUGAUGGUCGAUAAACUUAGAUCGAUUAAUGAUCGGUUUAUGUACCUACUCGAAGCCUUCCAAAUACCGAGCAAAAAAGCUGAUGAUAUCAAUUGCGAUGAAUAUUUAUUGGAUAGUGAUCCUAAGGUCAAACAAUCUAUUAGAUUUCUGCCCAAAAAAGAUUCUGUUAAUGAAGCUGAACGCGAUGAAGUAAUGAAGAAUAAAAUUAAUUCCAAAUAUCUUCAUAGACAGAAAAAAGUUUCAAGCGAAAGCAAAGCGAUUCGUAAACAACUGUCCAAGAAGAGUAAUAUGAAAAAAUCUCUUCGUAAAAUGCAGCUUCUUGAAAGAAAAGCUCUCACAACAAAGCAAGAUAUAAAAAUAAAAGAAGAAAAACCAAGCGCGCCGCCGACAAAAACGUUCAAUUCCGAAAGUAAAAUUGUAUUUUCCCGUAUACAACUGGACGAAAGCGACAUUCCGAAAAAAGGAAUAGAAACAGAUUCUAAGAAACUCUUGCGGAAGGUUCUUAAAGAGAAGAAGGAAUUGAAUGACCUUAAGAACGCGGGAGAAAGCGAUAAGUAUGCCGAGAUAAAGAGCAAAAACGCCUGGAACCGAGCUACCGCUAAAACUCUUGGACACAAGAUUCGAGAUGACGUGAACCUUCUUUCGAAAAAAAUUCAGAAACGCAAAAAACAAAUUAAAAAAUCAAAGGAUGAAUGGACGCAACGGAAGCAAAAAAUUGAAUAUAAGAAGGACUUGAAACAGAAGAAACGAACUGAAAAUAUUAAAGAGCGCGCGGAUAAGAAGAAAAAUAAGAAAAUGCAAAAACUUGCCAAAAAGGGCCGAAUCAUCCCUGGUUUUUAAACAAAUAAAAAAACAGUUUUAAACAGUUGA